AAACAACCAGAGACCUGAAUUAUUGAUCUCCGGCGAGAUAUAUACGGUGGUAGAACAGAGGUUAUUCAUCAGUUAUUCAUCAGCUAUGGAGACUGAGAAUCCGGCGAAUUACGCUUAUAUGGGGAGGAGCUUGGGGGAUUUGAGUGUCAAUGAUCAUUCUUUUGCUUUUAGUGAUUGUAACAGCGAUAGAUCCGGGGAGUUCACGAUGGCGUCGUCGUCCUCGUCUCAGAGCCGGCGGUUUCUUCUCGCCUCUGCUUCGGAAAAUUCCGACGAUCUGAUUCGGCAGCUUGUUUUGGAUCUUGAAUCCUGUUCGGUUGACGAGCGAAAGCAAGCGGCUAUGGAGCUCCGACUUUUGGCCAAGAACAAACCAGAGAAUCGAAUCAAGAUUGCUAAAUCAGGCGCAAUUAAGCCUUUGAUUGGGCUAAUCUCGUCCUCCGAUCCUCAGCUUCAAGAGAAUGGUGUCACGGCGAUUUUGAAUCUCUCUCUCUGCGACGAGAACAAAAAACUGAUUGCCUCUGCCGGAGCGAUCAGGCCGCUGGUUCGGGCUUUGAAAACAGGGACUUCUACGGUAAAAGAGAACGCGGCUUGUGCUCUGCUUCGCCUCUCGCAGAUAGAAGAGAGCAAGGUAGCAAUCGGACGGUCGGGAGCGAUUCCGCUCCUUGUGAACCUUCUAGAGAACGGAGGUUCUCGCGGGAAAAAGGACGCAUCAACUGCUCUGUAUUCACUAUGCUCUGUUAACGAAAACAAGAUAAGGGCCGUCCAAGCUGGGAUCAUGAAGCCGUUGGUGGAACUAAUGGCAGAUUUCGGAUCAAACAUGGUAGAUAAAUCCGCAUAUGUUUUGAGCAUACUUGUUUCGGGACCGGAGGCCAAAACGGCGUUGGUAGAGGAAGGAGGGAUUCCCGUUCUGGUGGAAAUCAUUGAGGUGGGCUCAUUACGACAAAAGGAGGCCGCGGUGGGGAUCCUCUUGCAAAUUUGCGAGGACAGCAUGGUGUACCGUACCAUGGUGGCCCGGGAAGGAGCGAUUCCACCCUUGGUGGCUUUGUCUCAGUCCGGAACCAACCACGCCAAACAAAAGGUCAGUGAAUUCCGAAAUCCCGUCGGUGACUCAUCAUCGGUGCUGACGUAGCAGGCCAUUUCCAUGGCUUUUCAGUGCUACGGACGGUGAAUAGCGUCCUGCCACGUCAGCCAAAUAAUCUCUUUAUAAAAUAAAAAAAUGAAACUCCUAUUUUCUUUUAUAAAUAUCUAUUUAAAAACAUUUUUUAUUAAUAUCUGUGCCAAAAAAAGUCUUUCUUGCGGACCCAUAAGUUUAUUUAAAAAAUUUUAAUGAAUGUUAUUUUUAUAUUAUUUUAUUAAUAAUAUUUUAAUAAUUUUUAUACUUAAUAAAUUGCACUUUUGAAAUAUAGUUAGGGUUAAAAUUCAUAUCUUUAACAUUUAAUUUUUUUUCUGGUCUCUUGUAAUUGAAUUAUUGUGUUUGAUGGGUGGAGUUGUCGUUUUGUGAACAGGCGGAGGCACUGAUAGAGCUUCUGCGGCAACCAAGAUCCGGUAACGGCGCUCCCAAACAAUCUCACGUGUCCGUAUAACAUGUCCAAAUCACAUGUCUAUGGAAUCAGAGUCAGACAAUGGGAACCCCAAGAAUAUUUGACGAGAGCGAAGAAAACUGAAAAGGAAAUGUAAAUAUUGAAAGUAUUUAUAAAAGAAAAUUUCAUUUUAUUUUCUUUUCAAAAAUAAAAUGGAUAUAGGGUUUUAAUUUAUUAAAACUCUAUUAAAGUUUUAUUUUAAAAGGGAUUCUCUAUUUUUUUUUAAAUACAUAUAUUGUAAAUAUCUCUAUAAUAGAGCUUUCGUUUUGUAGAAUUUCGUGCGGUAAUAACCUCAUUUAGUGUUU
Messenger RNA from Rubroshorea leprosula, 1882 nucleotides. The record is from the annotation of a GenBank genome assembly. Lineage: Eukaryota; Viridiplantae; Streptophyta; Magnoliopsida; Malvales; Dipterocarpaceae.